This is a messenger RNA of Psilocybe cubensis, 666 nucleotides long. RefSeq lists its product as uncharacterized. The record is from RefSeq and is a predicted model, not a curated record. NCBI's taxonomy places the organism in Eukaryota, Fungi, Basidiomycota, Agaricomycetes, Agaricales, Agrocybaceae. The transcript is spliced from 4 exons. The coding region runs from base 1 to 666 and encodes 221 amino acids.
AUGAAUACCAAUACUGGACCUCAUUCAACACCAACGGCAUCAGAGACCGGGACUAAGGGCUCGGAUUUCGGGAAUAAGAUAAGGGGAGCCGUGGAAGUGGUUCAUGGAGCGGGUGAGAACUUGCGUGGAACAAUGUUAGGGGCGGUGGAUACCAUGGUGCACCGAGGCCCGACGACGAAUGACGAUAUUGCGCAACAGGGCAGGCUCGAGAUGGAACGUGGGCUUGCUCACCUGCGCGGGCCGCAGCACCAUCCACUUGGCGCUAGUUCUACACAUGCUCGUGAAGCGCCGUUAUCUCACUCUUCUACGACCACCGGAGUUGCCGGAGAAACACCGGGGACCUAUGGAAAAACAUCGUCAUCCAUUGAAGCUACUCCAGGACCUACAAAUACCUCUUUUAAAGGAGGAGAAACUACUUACCCGAGUCACCAUCGCGAAGACGCGAUAGCUGGUGUGCCCUCGCCUCAACUUCACGAAAUCCAGGCUAUGGAAAAUCAUCCAAACCAGGCUCAAAAUAUGAACUCUGAAUAUGACCCUUCUCGAGCACCAUAUCGUCACCCAGUCGGACACACAGAUUACGCACCCAAAGUCCCACCAAGAGACUUCAAAGAUGCUGGCUUAGGCGUUGGUGCUGGCAACACACCUAACAACAGACCGGUAAACUGA